AUGAGCGACGGCACAAGCAUACACGGCGGUAUCCACCGCCGGCGAACCGAUCCAAACCCGGAUCCAGUGUCGCGCGCGCGCGCCGCCGUCCCCCUCGUCAUCACCCUCAACUGCCUCGAAGACCCCUCCUUCGAGCAGGAAACCCUUGCCGGCGUCGCGGCCGUCGAGCACAUCGGCCUCUCCCCACCUCGCUCCGGCCGGAUGGAGUCCGCCGCCGCCGUCAUCGUCCACUCCCUCGCCUUCCUCCCGCGGCGCGCCCAGCGCCGCCUCCAGCCAUGGCAGCUCAUCCUCUGCCUCGGAUCCACCGACGCGCUCCGUCGACUCCGCCUCGCCGCCGACCUAGGGCUCCGGUUGUCCACGUGGGACGUGGAUCGAGCUGACGAGGUGGCUGACACCGUGAUGGCGCUUAUUCUAGGGUUGCUGAGGAGGAACCAGCUGUCGAGGUAUUCGUCGUCCUCGUCGGGCGUGGCGUUGGAAUCGGUGAUCGGGCCGCCGCUAUGUAAGGGGAUGAGGAGGUGUAGGGGUUUGGUUUUGGGGAUUGUGGGGAGAUCAGCGUCGGCGAGGUGCUUGGCGACGAGGAGUCUGGCAUUCAAGAUGAGCGUGCUUUACUUUGAUCUCCAUGAGGGAAGUGGAAAAUCAACACGGAGAUCUGUUUCAUUCCCCCCUGCUGCUCGAAGAAUGGACACACUACAUGAUUUAUUGGCUGCUAGUGAUCUUAUAUCUCUUCAUUGUGCACUAUCAAAUGACACUAUGCAGAUUAUCAAUGCAGAAUGUCUACAACAAAUAAAGCCUGGAGCAUUUAUUGUGAAUACAGGUAGUAGUCAGCUAAUAGAUGAUUGUGCGGUAAAGCAGCUUUUGAUUGAUGGCACUAUAGCUGGCUGCGCUUUGGAUGGCGCUGAAGGGCCACAAUGGAUGGAAGCAUGGGUGCGAGAGAUGCCAAAUGUUUUGAUCCUUCCACGGAGUGCAGAAUAUAGUGAAGAAGUAUGGAUGGAGAUAAGGGAGAAAGCUCUCUCUAUAUUGCACUCAUUUUUCCUUGAUGGACUCGUUCCCACUAAUGCUGUCUCUGACGAAGAUGAAGAAAAAAGUGACAUUGGAUAUGAAGAAGACCAAUCGGAUAAUCAAGUAAAAGGAAAUGCCAUGCAAAUUUGCCGUCGUGAACAGCAGUCAAAUGAAAGCCAGUCAGUUCCGAACAAUCAGAAAUUUGGCAUUCAUCAAGUAAAAGAGUCACAAGUUUCAGGUCUGUCUCAAACUGUUUCAACAAGGUCUGAGGGAAGGCGUAGUAGAUCUGGCAAGAAAGGAAAGAAGAGGCCUGCUCGCCGUAGAUCCCCACAAAAAUCUGAUAAUUAUUCAGGUGUAGAAAGUAGUAGCAAUUAUGCUUCUAAUCGUGAUGAUGAUAUAAGUGGCAGGGAUCAAGUGUUAAGUUCCAGUUCAAGGUUUGCUUCUCCAGAUGAUUCUAGAAAUAAGCUUAUCAGUGCUUUUGAAUCUACUCUGGAGUCAACUCCUGAAAAGCCAGUGACAGCAAGGUUAGGGCCCGGUCAAAGAUCUGGUGAACUGCUGAAAGAUGGUUAUGUUAUAGCUUUGCAUGCAAGAGAUCGUCUGGGGUUGCAUGUGUCUAGGCAAAGAGUUCCUGGUGGUGGCUGGUUUCUUGAUACACUGUCCAAUGUGACGAAACGAGACCCUGCUGCACAGUUCCUUGUUGAUUUUAAAAGCAAGGAUACACUAGGACUGCGAUCUUUUGCAGCUGGUGGAAAAUUAUUGCAGAUAAAUAGAAGAAUGGAAUUUGUAUUUGCAAGUCAUAGUUUUGAUGUGUGGGAGAACUGGAUGUUGGAAGGUUCUCUUCUGGAAGAAUGUAAACUUGUCAACUGUAGGAACCCACUGGCUGUAUUGGAUGUUCGCAUUGAGAUUCUAGCAGCAGUGGGUGAAGAAGAUGGAGUCGCUAGAUGGAUUGAUUAAGUUAUAUCCAAUGAACAUCUCGUUUUUUCCUCGGGUGUUUCUUUCUUGGGUUUUUUCAAUUUGUUUGUUCUUGUACUAACCUUAUAAGCUAGCGACCAUUUGAGUUUUGUUUUAGGAAUAUCUGCCCACCUCAUUUAUGAGUUUUACAUCGCUUGGUUUGUAUUUUUAAGUUUUAUGCAAUACUUUUGAUCUGACUGUGCUAAUCACGUCAAUUUUGUUGUUGAACA
This is a messenger RNA of Asparagus officinalis (garden asparagus), 2180 nucleotides long. Its product is annotated as C-terminal binding protein AN. NCBI's taxonomy places the organism in Eukaryota, Viridiplantae, Streptophyta, Magnoliopsida, Asparagales, Asparagaceae. Gene Ontology annotation, biological process: microtubule cytoskeleton organization. The record is from RefSeq and is a predicted model, not a curated record. Gene Ontology annotation, molecular function: NAD binding.